Magnolia sinica is the source of this 953-nucleotide messenger RNA. RefSeq names its product protein STRUBBELIG-RECEPTOR FAMILY 7-like. Gene Ontology annotation, molecular function: protein binding. The transcript has 3 exons. Bases 470 to 850 code for a protein of 126 amino acids. The record is from RefSeq and is a predicted model, not a curated record. Lineage: Eukaryota; Viridiplantae; Streptophyta; Magnoliopsida; Magnoliales; Magnoliaceae.
UGCAGCACUUGCAAAGGUUGGGCCGCAAGUGAUCUUGUUUUAUUUUCUCAUCAGAAAAGGUUACCAUGGAGGUGCCUUCUUGUAAGUAUUCAAACAUCAGAUGCAUUCUAUGUACUGGAUUUCACUAAUUACGAUGUUGAUUUGCAUUUUUAGACCAACCUUUUGAAAUAGUUGAGACAUUUUAUUAGGUUGAUGUAGCUUUGGGUUUCAGUGAUGCUUUGUCUUGGAACACCAGACCUAUAUGAAUUCUGUUUUUUUGAGUUCCCUGAACACAAACUUGUUUUUUUAUUUCUCAGACAAAUUUUCAUUUUUGUGAAGGGAAAUAUAAUGGAACUUGGACCUGAUGCCGUGGUUAUCUGAUUUCCUUCAUCUUUUGGCUUGUUCAAUCCACAACUUCUGCCCUCCGGGUCAUGUACAAUGGCCUAAAUUCACCUCAGCUGACUGGCUGGAGCUCGACAGGUGAUGAUCCAUGUGGGCAGUCUUGGAAAGGUGUAACGUGCUCGGGUUCAUAGGUUAUAGAAAUGUGAGGAUUUUCAUCCUGAUAGUUGGAAUGCUUAGCAUAACACUGAAUACUUCCUUUUCUGAUUUGGGUUUUAUUAUCAGCAAAUUAUCAAGUUUGCAGCUUAGCGGGUCAAUGGGCUACCAGCUUGAUUCUCUUACUGCAUUAACCAGCUUUGACAUGAGCAAUAACAAUCUCGGAAACUCAAUACCUUAUCAACUUCCCCCAAACCUCCAACGACUAAAUCUGGCUGGGAAUAGCUUCAAUGGAGGCCUCCCUUAUUCGAUUUUCCAGAUGACUUCUCGCAAAUACCUGCAAGUUUGGCACCUUUUUUGUUUAAUUCUAUUAUGAAUUUAUAUUGGAAACCUGAGAAUUAAGCGGUGGUAUUGGUGGUGAGUGUAGAAACGUGAGUCGCAAUCAACUUCAGGGUGAAUUGGGUGGCCAAUUUGGUGGA